Labrus bergylta (ballan wrasse) is the source of this 1215-nucleotide messenger RNA. Its product is annotated as doublesex- and mab-3-related transcription factor A1. The record is from RefSeq and is a predicted model, not a curated record. Gene Ontology annotation, molecular function: RNA polymerase II cis-regulatory region sequence-specific DNA binding; DNA-binding transcription factor activity, RNA polymerase II-specific; protein binding. NCBI's taxonomy places the organism in Eukaryota, Metazoa, Chordata, Actinopteri, Labriformes, Labridae. Gene Ontology annotation, biological process: sex differentiation; regulation of transcription by RNA polymerase II. Gene Ontology annotation, cellular component: nucleus.
AUGGACAGCAGGCUCAGACCGCUCGGCAUGCCCGGGCACACCGCCAACCCACUCGGUGGCUUGCAGGUCCCCCCUUCCCUCCUGCGCCCGCCUCCCCUCUUCCUCCGGGCUUGUAACCCUGCAUUAGAGAGGGGUUACCCGCGCACCCCGAAGUGUGCCAGAUGCAGGAAUCACGGGGUAGUGUCCGCGCUCAAAGGUCACAAGCGCUUCUGCCGCUGGAGAGACUGCGUGUGCGCAAAGUGCACCCUGAUAGCGGAGAGGCAACGCGUGAUGGCCGCUCAGGUGGCGCUGAGGAGGCAGCAGGCGCAGGAGGAGAGCGAGGCCCGGGAGCUCCGGCUGUUGUACCCCGGCUCAGAGGCAGGGAUCCCUCAGGGGUCUACUGUAGGGCCCGUGGUGCCAGCAGCAACCAGCAACACUCCAACUUCUGCAAGUUUUGAUGUUUUUGGAGGGGAGAACAGAAAAGAUGAUGAAAAGCUGGGCAAGUACAACUUUUAUAACGGAUUCAUGGGUCGACCCCUCUAUGCCCCCCACACCGCACGUCUCACAACUCCAGACGACAAAAAGGAUCUGUCUCCAAACAGCGACAUCCCCAUGUCAUUAACUGAUAACAGCGCGAGUCCAUCCCCGGUGUUCGAUCAAUCACAGAGUCCACACAGGUCACCUUCCUCCUCGGAUCCGGAGUCAGGCAGUGAGUCGGAGAAACCCAGAGACUAUUCGAGCUUGGAACGGGAUCCCACUGACAUCAUGGCCAGGAUAUUCCCCAACCAGACGCGGGACACCCUGGAGUCUAUGGUGAGAACGUGCAAAGGGGACAUUGUCAGGUCCAUUGAACUGGUCCUGAGCUCCAAAGAACCCAAAACGGACUCUGAUGCCCCCAGAGCUUCUGCUGGGUUUCCUGGAGCGCUCGGUGCUCUUGGGAACAAGUCCGCUUUCUCUCCGCUCCACAUGCCACCAACGUCCGCAGGGGGAGACAGUCUGUACGGGCUCGGGCCUCGCCUGGGCGUCAGCCCCCUGCGGAUGACAUAUUCCUCCCCAAACGGUGCUAUGGCAGGUUUUAUGUCACCGUACAUGACAUCCGGACUGAUGCCAAUGUUUCCACUGCGUCCACCUUUGGACUACUCCUUCCCGGGCAUGAUCCGAGACCUUGCUUACCUUCAGAGCAAAGAGUCACUGUGCAGUUCAGGUCUUUACGCACGACUUAACACGGAAAAAUGA